CGAGGCCGAGACACGUGGCCGGGAAGCGAGGGAGGGGUGGUGCUGGUGGUGGUACACCCCCUGGUGUGAAGAGCUUCAUAGCUCAUCGGAUUUCUCGAGUAUAAUAAAUAUCCCGAUGCCCACGUGAGCCGGCACGUUGACAGCUCGCGGGCGAGACGGUGGCCCCUGGAGGCGAGGCGAGGCCGAGACACGUGGCCGGGAAGCGAGGGGGCUCGUGCUGCUGCUGCUGGUGGUGGUGGGCCCCGUGAUCUCGACUCAACCUCGGCAGGCCUUGCUGAGGAACGUCGUCGUCGUCGUGAGAGACGACUUAGAAACCAAGGCGUGAGAGAGAGAGAGAGGCAACUCCGUAAUCAGAGGGGGGCCCUUGGGCCUCCUCCUGCCCCCCCAACUCACAUGGCCGCUCGCCCAGGCGAGGCCCCCGUUCUGCUCGGGCUCCUGGACGGGCCCGUGCCGCCUCGCUCGGCCACCUCGUGGAGCUGCAACAAGAUCGGCGGCGAGCCGGACAGCGUGCCCGGCGUGCCACUGGCGGGACGCACGGCGUGCGGGGCAUGCGGCUCCGCACAGACCCUGGUGGCGCAGCUGUACUGCCCGCUGGAGGGCUCGCCGUACCACCGCGCCCUGCACCUCCUCGCGUGCCCACGCGCCACGUGCUCCACGUCCGCUCGAGGCUGGCGAGCGUUACGUUCUCAGUACUUGGAGCCUGCGCGCGCGGUGCCUGCCCCUGCGCCCACACCCCCGCAGGUGGAGCCUCUGAUGUCCACCAAGGACUGGUGCGAUGGGGCAGACGACUGGGGUGAUGACGUUGAUGGGGACGCAGGGGACGCGCCCGCGCCACCCGCCCCUCUGCCGGACUCCACGGCCCGCGUUCCCCAGCUCCCCCACCCGUUGCCGUCACCGAACCCCGCCAUGGAGCUGUGCUCCGGUAUGGACGGGCUGUCGCUGGGCGGUGGGCGCGCAAUGGCGGCGGCGGCAGCGGUGGCGGCAUCGGCGGCAAUGCCAAGACCGCAGGAAAGCGGCGACCCAGCUCCUCGGCUGCUGGCGUACUUCCUGAACGCGGUGAGCGAGGAGGACUGCGCGGAGGAGGAGGGGGAGGGGGGGGAGGAGGCCGAGCUCACGCAGCACGCUCGCGCGCUGCUCUCCGAGUACCAGCGCCGGGAGGGCAGCGCCGAUGGGCUGGUGGCGGCGCAGCAGCGGCCGUGGCAAGGCAGUGACAGCGGUGGCGGCAGCGGCGGGGUUGGUGGAGCGCGGGAGGAGUACGAGCCGGCGUGCGCACGCCACGGCGACCGCCUCUUCCUCAAAUUCAUGAAGCGGACGGCACGGUGCCCUCGCCAGGUGCUGAGGUAUUCGUGGGGGGGAGAGCCCCUGUACGUGAGCGCCCCCGACCCCCACCUGACCGCGCCCCCAACGCCGUGCCCGCUCUGCGGUGCCCCCCGCGUCUUCGAGAUGCAGCUGAUGCCCGCGCUCGUGUGGCAGCUCAGGGGGGCCGAGGGGACAGACUCCGUCCCGGAGUUUGGCUCCGUCCUCGUCUUCACGUGCGCACGCAGCUGCUGGGCCGAGGCCGCUGGGGGGGGCAUCCCCUGUGAGGAGGAGGUGCGGUAUCAGCCGGACCCGGACCAAGGCCUCUUUCAGUGACACCACCACGGCUGCCGGGGACACGACGAGAGCAACGUCGGGGCAACGACGUUGCCAGCAACAACCACGAUUGCCACGAGCAACAUUGGAAACGUAGUCGUCGCUGCGUUGCCUCCACCACCACCACCACGACUGCUGUGAGCCACUGUGUAAGCUUUCGUCGUCAGCCUUGCCCCGGGACCAGCGUGGUGAAGCGUCGUCAAUCCCCACAACCCCCGCGGUGUGGACAGGUCUGCAUCCAGCAGUGGACUGACGAAGGGUCGUCGCUGCGACAUGGUGCGGCGGUGGCCUCGCGUGACGGGGCUCUGCGUUACGACGAGCCGCGAUUGGUCUGUGGAGCACAUGGCCUCGGGCAGUCACGUGACCCCGACUCUUCUAAAUAAAACAUUUAACUCAU
Molecule: messenger RNA, 2029 nt
Organism: Lethenteron reissneri (Far Eastern brook lamprey)
Lineage: Eukaryota; Metazoa; Chordata; Hyperoartia; Petromyzontiformes; Petromyzontidae
Gene: PDCD2L
Product: programmed cell death 2 like
Biological process (GO): apoptotic process
Cellular component (GO): cytoplasm
Source: RefSeq, a predicted model, not a curated record